CCUCUCUUUAAUAACUUGUCUCUCCAUUGACUGUUGGUGCACUAUAAAAUAUUUCAAGAAACUAAUGGAAGAAAAAUGGUGCAUGGGAACAGAAGAUUCAGAAUUGGAUCUUAUGCUAGUACUUUCAUUUUGAUUGUUCUGUGAGGAAUAGUAAAGAGAAAUUAAUGAAAAUGAACCUCUUGUUCAUUUUCUGUACAAUUUUCUUCUUUGGGGAAGUUUUUUUGCAUACCAUUGCUGAACCAGUUGAAGAUAAGCAAGCUUUGUUAGAUUUUGUUAAUGGUAUUCAUCACUCACACACUCUAAAUUGGAGUAAUAGUACUUCUGUAUGCAGUCAAUGGACAGGGGUGACUUGUAACAGUGAUCAUACUAGAGUUGUGGAACUUAGAUUGCCUGGAGUGGGAAUUCAAGGCUCGAUCCCACCUGGUACGCUUAGUCGCUUAUCGGCUAUUGAGAUUCUUAGCCUCAGAUCCAAUGCCAUUUCGGGUUCUUUUCCUUCGGAUUUUUCCAGUUUUGGAAAUUUGACUGAUCUUUAUCUUCAAUUCAAUAGCUUUUCGGGGCCAUUGCCUUUAGAUUUCUCAGUGUGGAAGAAUCUUACAGUUCUUGAUCUCUCACAUAAUGCCUUUAAUGGAAGUAUUCCACCUUCAGUAUCAAAUUUGACCCACCUCACAUCUUUGAACCUAUCUAACAACUCACUUUCAGGUGUUGUUCCUGAUAUAGGUGUUCCUAGUUUGAAAUCUUUAAAUUUAUCCAGCAAUAAUCUCAACGGAAGCGUGCCUCCAUCUCUUUUACGAUUUCCGAGCUGGGCAUUUUCUGGUAACAACUUUUCAUCAGGAAAUGCACUUCCUCCUGCUCUUCCACUUCAGCCACCAAGUCCGCAGCCUACACGAAAAAGCAAAAAACUCAGCGAAGCGGCAAUUUUGGGGAUUGUAAUAGGUGGCUGUGUGUUUGGUUUUGCAGUAGUUGCUCUUUUAAUGAUUUGCUGGUAUUCCAAGAAAGGUAAGAAAAGUAGAUUACCAACAAAGGCUCAAAAUAAAGAGGUAGCAUUGAAGAAAAAUGCUUCAGAAACACAAGAUAAGAAUAAUAGGCUUGUGUUCUUUGAGGGUUGUAAUCUUGCGUUUGACUUGGAGGAUUUGUUGAGAGCGUCUGCGGAAGUUCUUGGAAAGGGAACUUUCGGAACAACGUAUAAGGCCGCUCUUGAGGACGCAAACACAGUGGUGGUCAAGAGGUUGAAAGAAAUGUCUGUGGCUAGGAAAGAGUUUGAGCAGCAGAUGGAAGUAAUUGGGAGUAUUAGGCAUCCGAACAUAUCUUCACUAAGGGCAUAUUACUUUUCCAAGGAUGAAAAACUUACAGUAUCUGAUUACUACGAGCAGGGAAGUGUUUCUGCAAUGCUACAUGGUAAAAGAGGAGAGGGCAGGGUUCCACUGGACUGGGAUACGAGGAUGAAAAUCGCAAUUGGUGCAGCAAAUGGAAUAGCUUACAUCCACACACAGAAUAGUGGCAAACUUAUCCAUGGAAACAUAAAAGCCUCUAACAUUUUCCUCAACACUGAGGGAAAUGGUUGCAUAUCUGAUGUUGGUUUAGCCACAUUGAUGAGCUCAAUAGCCCCAUCAGUAAUGAGAGCUGCAGGAUAUCGUGCUCCUGAAGUAACAGACUCGAGAAAAGGGACACAGGCGUCAGAUGUUUAUAGUUUCGGGGUGUUGUUGCUCGAGCUUCUGACAGGAAAAUCUCCGAUACACGCAACGGGCGGUGAAGAGGCAGUUCACUUGGUAAGAUGGGUGCAAUCUGUUGUAAGAGAAGAAUGGACUGGUGAAGUAUUUGAUGUUGAGCUUCUAAGGUAUCCUAAUAUUGAGGAGGAAAUGGUAGAGAUGUUACAAAUAGGAAUGAAUUGUGUAGUGAGGAUGCCAGAGCAGAGACCUAAAAUGCUUGAUGUAGUGAAAAUGGUAGAGGAAGUUCGACGAUCGAGUACCGAUAACCCGCUAUCCUCCGAAACAAAUGUAGAAAUUACAGUUGCGACCCCGACACCGCCGCAGAGAGUAAAUGAAGCUUCUGCUUCAACUUCACCUCCACAGUGAGAUAUUUUUGUUGUAUUAUGUGAUAUUCAUAGCUUUUAAUAUUUCAUAAAUUAAAUUGAUUUUAGUUUCCAA
Molecule: messenger RNA, 2144 nt
Organism: Mercurialis annua (annual mercury)
Lineage: Eukaryota; Viridiplantae; Streptophyta; Magnoliopsida; Malpighiales; Euphorbiaceae
Product: probable inactive receptor kinase At4g23740
Exons: 4
Coding region: 165-2072 (635 amino acids)
Biological process (GO): protein phosphorylation
Molecular function (GO): protein kinase activity; protein binding; ATP binding
Source: RefSeq, a predicted model, not a curated record